Messenger RNA from Gongylonema pulchrum, 549 nucleotides. The record is from the annotation of a GenBank genome assembly. Lineage: Eukaryota; Metazoa; Nematoda; Chromadorea; Rhabditida; Gongylonematidae.
AUGACAGGACUGCAGCCGCCGUUCUUCCGCAUUCGAUCGCUCUCACGACACCACUCGAUCUUGCUCUCGCGGCGCAUAACAGUGGUCACUCCAAAAGGUGACAUCACAGGAGGGCCAUACACGGCAGUGGUGACGCCGGCAAGAAAACAUCUAAUUCUUCCGGAGAAGAUGUACCAAAAUGUAAUGAUCAAUCUGCAUGCAAAAAAAGGCAAAACGAUUGUGAAAUGCAAAUAUGGUGAUGCGAUACCACAUUUGGGAAUGCCCGGAAGCAAAUACUGUCACGUCAUGCUGCGCUCAUCACAUCGUACAUGGUAUGAAAGGAAGAACGAAAUCGUGCUCGGCAUGCCAUUUAUGUAUGAAUACUGUUUGCAUCUUAAUGACAUCGAUGGAACAAUCGCAUUCUCGAAUCCCCUCCGCUUCAACAUAAAUGAUCCGAAACUUGAUGUACCGAUUGUAGAAAAGCCGGAUGUGGUGCACGUUAUUUCCCCGGAUGAGACUGCCAUCCCAGCUAUGUCGCCCAGAUCCCUAGGUAAGGCGAAUUCUAUUUGA